CACGUGACUCCUCCGCCGGCGAUUCCUCCAGAGUAGACGACGUCGCGUCGUGGCUUCGCUGAAAGAUGGCCGCGGUGGAGCAGCGCCCGCCCGUGCGGGAGGGAAUGCGGAUCGCGGUGCUGUGUCUGUGCUGGUACACCGUCAGCUCGGGCGGCAACGUGAUCAAUAAAAUCAUCCUCAACGGCUUCCCUUAUCCGGUCACGGUCUCUCUUUUCCACAUCCUCUCCAUCAUCGUGUUUCUCCCGCCGCUGUUGCGAGCCUGGAGCGUCCCGCGAGCGGAGGUGCCGGCCCUCUACUACCGCUGGUACAUCCUGCCGCUCGCCUUCGGGAAAUACUUCGCCUCCGUCUCGGCCCAUUUCAGCAUAUGGAAGGUUCCGGUGUCGUAUGCGCACACUGUGAAGGCCACCAUGCCCAUCUGGGUGGUUCUGCUGUCACGGAUCAUCAUGAAAGAGAAGCAAACCACAAAGGUGUACGUGUCUCUGAUACCCAUCAUCGGAGGCGUCCUGUUGGCCACGGCCACUGAGCUGUCCUUCGACGUCUCGGGGUUGGUCAGCGCUCUGGCCGCCACGCUCUGCUUCUCGCUACAGAACAUAUUCUCCAAGAAGGUCUUGCGUGACACAAGGAUUCACCACCUUCAUUUACUGAACAUCCUGGGAUUCAAUGCGCUGUUGUACAUGCUGCCCACAUGGAUCCUGGUGGACCUCUCCUCUUUCCUGAUGGAAGGAGACCUGUCGGAGAUUUCCAACGGGACCGGAACCGUCGUGCUGCUCCUCAUCAGUGGGAUCUGCAACUUUGCACAGAACAUGAUCGCUUUCAGCGUUCUGAACCUGGUCAGCCCGCUCAGUUACGCCGUAGCCAACGCAACCAAGAGGAUCAUGGUCAUCAGUAUAUCCCUGCUGAUGCUCAGGAACCCCGUCAGCACCACCAACAUCAUCGGCAUGAUGACGGCGAUACUCGGUGUCUUCCUGUAUAAUAAGGCGAAGUACGACUCCACCCGGGCCAAAAAGACGCCGCUGCCGGUGUCCACACAGGACCUGGUGUCGUUCGACAAGCCGCUGUCCAACGGGUCCGGGCCCUUCACGCACAGCUCAGACUUCCAGCACGGCCGGAGCACCGUUCUCACCGACCACUUCCAGUACAGCCGGCAGGCCUACACGAGCGGACACAGCGCCGGCCAGUACGUGGUGUAGGACUCGCACAGGGACUGUCCAAACGACUGGAGGACGAAUGUUUUCUCCAAUCCUACUGCUUUUGUCUUUCUUUUAUUUAUUUGGGUUGUCACGUUUAUUUUAUGAGGAGAUUCUCAGUGGUAUGUGUAGAUCAUAGGAAGGUGCCGGGAAUUGUUUCUAUUAUUAUUAUUUUUGCACAGGAUGCAUUUCUGAAUGUAGCGUCUUCAUCGCCAUCAUGUUCCUGCGAGCGAAGGACAGACGGACACUGCAAACACAAGCGCGUCAGGGUUGCUCGGAUUUUGAGUUUUAUUUGUAAAUAUUUUAUUUAUUUUUUAUAGGUUGACCAUAUCAUGGAAAACUCCCCUUUGAAUGUGUAAUAUCUGUGAAGGAUUAUUUUUGUUUCUGUGUUUAAAUCAUACAAAGAUCACUUGAAUCAUGAUGUACAUUCAUAUGCAUGAUUAUUAUUUUUUUGUACUGACGGGACGUCUUGGAUACAAUGGCCCGAACUCAUGGGUCAGGAUAAUACAUUUUGAAUAGGAAGGUUCAUAAAACAACUUUUUGUUGUUUGUUAGAAGUUUAAUUUGUUUCAAAUCUCAGUUCCUCAUAAGAAGUCAGGACAGUUUGUAAACACUGCUGAAGUUAGGGUUAAAAGCUGCUUUCUGGCCCUUUAAGAGAGUAAAUCUGGUGAUAGAGUACUACACCAUUAUUAGUAGCUGAAAGCGUUCAUAAACUCGCCAGAAUAUUUCUAAAAGUUUGCUGACCCGUUAUCGUUUUUGUUACACCAAUUUUAGCAAUAUGUGUGAGCUAGCUGUUUUAUUCCUCCAUUUCUACGCUGUCUUGCUGCUGGAAAGUUGGACACGUUCUUGCAUAACUGCGAUGAGAAAGGAGCUUGGGGAGAAUAUAUCUUUAAGUGUUGUUUAUUUUAAAAGGCGUCAUGAAGGUUCAGGUGACGUCUCAUUCAUUGGUUCUGUAACUUCAGGCUGUGGGUGUGGCCUCUUUUUUAUUGCUCCACACCUUUUGCCCUUUCAUUGUGACAUCACUAGAGGUGUGCUAAUGCUAUAAGGUGAUUGGUUGUAAGUGUACAAGAUGACACAACACAAGAUGCGAGUUAGCACUGGACUCUCAAUGUCUCAAACUGAGAUUUUAAAGGACUUUUUUUGAUUUUUGUGUUGUAUUAUACAGUAAAUAAUAGUCAACUGAGCCUAAACCUUUGGGAUAUUCAGCUCAACAGAACCCAUUUCUCAGUGGCUUCACCUUCCCAUUCAGAAUAUAAUGCACUACUGUCGUAUUUGAUACGUUUCAGUCGGCUUCAGAAGAUCUGAGCUCUUUCCCUGGAGAUUCAUGUGUGUCGCUAUAAUCUGACAGUCAUGUUGAGUCACAUUUUAAUGUUCGUUUGUGUGUUUUUUUUUAUGGUGAGGAAACACACUUUCUGUGUCGAUAGUUUUGCCUUCAGCCAGUGUUUAUAUGAUUUGAUUUUAAGAUGCCUUGGUACGGUUAAUGUUGCGUUUUUGUUUCUUGAAAACUUAAAGGUUAUAAGAUGAAUUAUUUUUAAAUGUGAAAAUAAAGAUUAAUUGAUAAAG
This is a messenger RNA of Pimephales promelas (fathead minnow), 2749 nucleotides long. It is a transcript of the gene slc35e1, whose product is annotated as solute carrier family 35 member E1. Lineage: Eukaryota; Metazoa; Chordata; Actinopteri; Cypriniformes; Leuciscidae. The record is from RefSeq and is a predicted model, not a curated record.